Molecule: messenger RNA, 2050 nt
Organism: Onychostoma macrolepis
Lineage: Eukaryota; Metazoa; Chordata; Actinopteri; Cypriniformes; Cyprinidae
Gene: ebag9
Product: estrogen receptor binding site associated antigen 9
Exons: 7
Coding region: 292-930 (212 amino acids)
Cellular component (GO): secretory granule
Source: RefSeq, a predicted model, not a curated record
CCUGGCAACCCACAGACUACAGUUCCCUGUUGGUGUGAGGUGGUACAAUGAAGGGACGAUGGCUGCUUGCAUCAGAGUAAUAUGGAUGAGAAUGACCACCUUGACAGCCGCUAUUCAUGAUGGUUCUGCUCUCCUGAACGCUUUCUUUGCCAAAAAACACUAAUCUCCCAGUUUCGUCCCAUCUGUAAAGGCCAAGUGUUGUAUUUGCCUCAGUCUGCUAGCCCCGUGCUAUGAUUCUGUCCACAUCAACUCAAUUUAAUUGACCUGACCGAUAUCACUCAUAGUCAUAACAUGGCCAUCACACAGUUUCGCCUUUUUAAAAUAUGCACCUGCUUGGCAUCUAUUCUCUCAUUCUUGAAAAGACUGAUUUGCAGGACUGGAAGGGCACGCAAGCUGAGUGGGGAUCAGAUCACCCUCCCGACCACAGUUGAUUAUUCCUCUGCACCAAAACAGCCAGAGAUUGAGGAGUGGAGCUCAUGGGAUGAGGAAGCUCCAACAAGUAUUAAAAUUGAAGGUGGCAACGGGAUAGUUCCACCUCCACAGAAUGAAGCUGAAGAAGAAGAGCCAGACUACUUCAAAGACAUGACUCCCACCAUCAGGAAAACACAAAAAAUUGUCUUGAAGAAAAGGGAACCUCUGAAUUUCUCUAUGCCAGACAGCUCCUCAGGUUUCUCCAGCCGACUAGCCGCCACUCAGGACAUGUCCUUCAUCCAGCCCUCUGCGGAGCUGGGGGACCUGGACACCUGGCAGGAGGACACCAAUGCCUGGGAGGAUGAGGCAGAUGCAGCCUGGGAGACAGAGGAAGUGCUGAGGCAGCAGAAGCUGGCUGAGAGAGAGAGACGUUCAAUGGAGCAGCAGAGGAAGAAAAUGGAGAAAGAGGCACAGAGAAUGAUGAAAAAAGAGCAGAAGAUUGCUGUCAAGCUUUCAUAACAUUAAUACGGCGCACCGGACACUCAAAGCAACAGCCAAACAACUGCUCAUAUUCCAUUUUACCUGGUUUUGUCCUGCCCGCCACACUGCUGUCCUCACCUCUUUGGGAUGUUUUUUUAGUCCAUCAGCCAUCUUUGGGAAUUUUUGUGUGUUUGUUUGUUUCUUCGGGUUUUCUUUUUGUAUUGGACUGAACACAGCACAAAGAAUCGUCCCUUUUGUUUAUUUUUGAGUUAUUGUGAUUGUUCUUACCGUGCGCUCGAUGAAAGAAAAAAACGACAUGUUUUUUUCUGUCAGUAUUUAUAACACUUGAAUGAGUUUGUCAAGAAAAAUUUUAGAUAAGGAAUUCCGUUCAUUUUUGGUUUCGCUUUUUUUUGCCUCCCACCUAUUUUUCUUCAUCAAAGUCUUGUGUCUGUGCUUUAAACACUGGACCUCACCAGAAAUGGGUGAUAUCUCAAUAUUUCAAAAGAAUCAAAUUUAUGCAACCUUGGGUUUUUGCUCUCCACAUUCUAUUUAGCCGUCUAUCUAAUUGUGAAUAAUCCUGAUCUUGAUUUUUCUAAAGACAACAAUUUGAGUCAUCUGGGUAAAGAAUUAUUAAUUGUCAGUGGGAAUGGAGAGCAGAAAUAUUCAGUAUGUACCGAGGCUUGAAGAGAGCGCUUUUAAGAGAUGUGGGUUGGUCGUCAUGGAAACGCUGAAAUUUUUUAAAUAUCCAAAUUGGCAACCAAACCAUCUUUUAUCUUUACUAAGACUGUGUUACUGAGAAGAGCAUUGACUAAGAGAAAAACAUUCACCGUUUAUUUGAAAGCAGUUUCACCAGGGGAACGAAGCUAUUAAAGAAUUGCUUAUCUCUUGAAAAUGUAGAAAUUGAUCAUGUUUAUUGAUAGAAUGAGGAUGAUGAUGAUGAUGAUGGUGGUGCUGAAAUUAACUUCUGCAUGCUAUGAUGAUUAUUAAGGAACAUGAAGCCAUGAAAGCCACAGGUACAGAUAAUGAAAAACUGAAUAAAAUCACACCUUUUGCUAUGAUUUAUGUUUCCCAUUCAUGCGUGCUCAUGCCUUUUUAAGUUGUUUUUACAAAUUUUCACAGUGCAGCCUUAGCUGUAAUAAACACUUCGGUUAUCUGUUCA